AAUUAGUCAAUUGUUUCUCCGAAAAAUAAAAAACAAGUGCAAGACACGUUCAAUCUCUUCCUUUAAACCCUGCAACAUUUCCGGUGAAAAUGGCGGCGGCGGCGGUGAGGACGGUGGUAUUACCACGGCCGGUAACAUUUGUUACUGGAAAUGCUAAAAAGUUGGAAGAAGUUAGGGCUAUUCUUGGACAGUCUAUUCCCUUUCAAUCCCUUAAGCUUGACUUGCCAGAACUUCAAGGUGAGCCUGAAGAUAUCUCUAAAGAAAAAGCAAGAAUUGCUGCUAAAGAGGUGAAUGGACCAGUGCUAGUUGAGGACACUUGUCUCUGUUUCAACGCCCUUAAGGGUCUCCCAGGUCCUUACAUCAAGUGGUUUCUGCAAAAGAUUGGUCAUGAAGGUCUCAACAACUUAUUGAUGGCUUAUGAGGAUAAAACAGCAUAUGCUAUGUGUGUGUUUUCUCUCGCUCUUGGGCCAAAUACAGAGCCAAUGACUUUUGUAGGAAAAACACUGGGCAGGAUAGUUCCAGCAAGGGGACCCACUGAUUUCGGAUGGGAUUCGAUAUUUCAACCUCAUGGCUAUAAUCAGACUUACGCUGAGAUGCCCAAGGAAGAAAAAAACAGGAUUUCCCACCGGGGUAAGGCUCUUGAACUAGUGAAGUCACACUUUGCUGAGGCUCAAUACACUUUCCAGACCGACUCCACUACCUAAGAAAGGCUAGGGUGUAUGCCUCUGCAGUAGCAUAAUAUUCAUGGUUUUGCUCAAGAGCUAUAAUUGAUGACAAUGUAAGCUUCUUUUACUCUCCCAGAUAAAAUAGGGUGAAGGAUGAGAUACGUGAAAUUUUGGAACUUAUAGUAGUAGUUAAUAGAGUCUAUGAUCCAACACAACUUUUUGUUUAUUUUUAAUUUCAUUUGGUAUGGGAGAGGGAUGGAUAUUUGAUUUAAGACGAUGACGAUCCCAAAUAUUAUCAUGAAAUGAGAAUCGCCAAUGACCAUAUGAGGUGAUAACAAUCAUUUCCUCAACCAAUGUGCGAUACUUUAAUAUUCUCCUGUGCACGUUCAAGGCUGAACAUUUGGAGUGAUAUUGGGCCGAACCAAGAAUAAGAAUGUGUCCGACUUGAUACUAUGUUAAGAUAAUGGAUUUUAGAUCUAAA
Messenger RNA from Lycium barbarum (goji berry), 1146 nucleotides. RefSeq names its product inosine triphosphate pyrophosphatase. NCBI's taxonomy places the organism in Eukaryota, Viridiplantae, Streptophyta, Magnoliopsida, Solanales, Solanaceae. The coding region runs from base 90 to 704 and encodes 204 amino acids. Gene Ontology annotation, molecular function: nucleoside triphosphate diphosphatase activity. The transcript is spliced from 8 exons. Gene Ontology annotation, biological process: nucleoside triphosphate catabolic process. Gene Ontology annotation, cellular component: cytoplasm. The record is from RefSeq and is a predicted model, not a curated record.